Messenger RNA from Danio rerio (zebrafish), 1290 nucleotides. It is a transcript of the gene eif2s2, whose product is annotated as eukaryotic translation initiation factor 2, subunit 2 beta. Gene Ontology annotation, molecular function: translation initiation factor activity. NCBI's taxonomy places the organism in Eukaryota, Metazoa, Chordata, Actinopteri, Cypriniformes, Danionidae. Gene Ontology annotation, biological process: translational initiation. The record is from RefSeq and is marked provisional.
GUUAAAUUUACACUAUUAUAACGUUGACGUUUUAUUCUUGGGUUUUCACUACAAGCCGACAACAUGUCUGGAGACGAGAUGAUAUUUGAUCCCACCAUGACCAAGAAGAAGAAAAAGAAGAAGAAGCCCUUCAUGCUGGAAGAAGAUGGUGGAGAGGGAGGAGAUGAAAGCCAACAAGUAGAAGCAAAAGAGAUCGAGGCAGAUGGUGGUGAGGAGAGAGAGUUUGAUCUCGAUGAAGAUGAGGGGAGGAAGAAAGAAGCAUCAGAUGACCUUGAUGACUUAAACUUCUUUAAUCAGAAGAAAAAGAAAAAGAAGAACAAGAAAUAUGCUGAUGCUGAGCUUGAAGAGGGAAUGAAGGAGCUGAAGAUCGAAACAGAGCCAUCAGACACACAAGAGAAUGAUGACUUCACGCUGCCUAUGAAGAAAAAGAAACCUAAAAAAGUCAAAGAGGACACAGACAGUCAAAGCAAAGAGGAUGGUGUCGAAGAUGAUGACAGUAAAAACGCUGAUGACAUCACGUUCAGCACACAGACGGGCCCUGCGUGGGCAGGAUCAGAAAGAGAUUACACUUAUGAUGAGCUUUUGAACAGGGUCUUUAACAUCAUGAGGGAAAAGAAUCCAGACAUGGUCGCCGGAGAAAAGAGGAAGUUUGUGAUGAAGCCUCCUCAGGUGGUGCGGGUCGGCACUAAGAAGACCUCCUUCGUAAACUUCACAGACAUCUGCAAACUGUUGCAUCGACAGCCAAAACAUCUUUUGGCUUUUUUGUUGGCUGAGUUAGGUACAAGCGGGUCCAUAGAUGGAAACAAUCAGCUCGUCAUCAAAGGCAGAUUCCAGCAGAAACAGAUAGAGAACGUCUUAAGAAGAUACAUAAAGGAAUACGUGACCUGCCACACGUGUCGUUCUCCAGACACCAUCCUGCAGAAGGACACGCGCCUGUACUUCCUGCAGUGUGAGACGUGUCACUCGCGCUGCUCCGUCGCCAGCAUCAAGACCGGCUUCCAGGCCGUGACGGGCAAGAGGGCACAGCUGCGCGCCAAAGCCAACUAACAGCUGAGCAUAAACCCGCUCCAAACCCAACAAACCCCCUCACACAUCCAGCUCUGCAGAGCUCCAGACGGGCUGUACGCGCGCUCGUGGGUUUGUUGGGUCUGGAUGUGGAGCGUCGCAGGGAAACCGAAAGCCUGAGGGAUUUUAUGAAUGAACUGUUGGUGAAAUCUGUUGUCGCUGUAUUACCUUCAGAAAAAAAACUAAACAAUUGAAAUAAAAUGCAUACCAGCUGGGCAAACACUC